Molecule: messenger RNA, 2874 nt
Organism: Limanda limanda (common dab)
Lineage: Eukaryota; Metazoa; Chordata; Actinopteri; Pleuronectiformes; Pleuronectidae
Product: sodium-dependent neutral amino acid transporter B(0)AT3-like
Exons: 12
Coding region: 168-2027 (619 amino acids)
Biological process (GO): sodium ion transmembrane transport
Cellular component (GO): plasma membrane
Source: RefSeq, a predicted model, not a curated record
GAACAGGACAUCACUUAGACUGAACCACUCGAGAGCUGUUUGUUCUGACACCCACUGAGCGGAGAUAAGGACGUGGAUCCUGGGCUACAAGAAACAUAUAAACUGAUUGAGGCAUUUGAAUUAAAGAGAGUUUAAUUGUUGUAACAAAAGCUUUUAACCAGCCGAGGAUGGGUAAAACAGAGGACUCCGGGGAAGAGGAGAGACCCCAAUGGGACAACAAGGUGCAGUACCUGUUGACUUGUAUCGGCUUUGCAGUGGGACUUGGGAACGUUUGGCGUUUUCCUUACCUAUGCCAAAUAUAUGGAGGAGGCGCGUUCCUCAUCCCCUACACGAUAGCUCUGGUGUUCGUGGGCCUCCCCCUGCUCUACCUGGAGCUGGCUAUAGGACAGAGGCUCCGCAAGGGCAGCAUCGGUGUCUGGACCUCUAUCUCACCAAUGCUGGGUGGGCUUGGUGUUGCCUCUAUGGCGGUGUCAUUCCUGGUGGGUAUUUUCUACAACACCAUCCUGGCCUGGGUUCUCUGGUAUUUCUUUCACUCCUUCCAAAAUCCGCUGCCGUGGGCCCAGUGUCCACUAAAUGAAAAUCACACAGGUUAUAAUGUAGAGUGUGUGAAGAGCACUCCGUCAAAUUACUUCUGGUACCGUGAGACCCUGAACGUCACGCCUGACAUUGAGACAAGUGGCUCCUUGCAGUGGUGGAUGGUGAUCUGUCUGGCCAGCGCCUGGUGCGUUGUCUACAUCUGUUUCAUCAAAGGCAUCCAGUCCGUUGGAAAGGCUGUGUAUGUGACAGCCACCUUCCCUUACCUGGUGCUGACCAUUUUCCUGAUUCGUGCCCUCACUCUGCCCGGAGCUAGUGAUGGACUGUCGUACCUCUUCACUCCUGAUUGGGAGGUCCUGAAAGACCCCCAGGUGUGGCUGGACGCUGCAACCCAGAUCUUCUUCUCCCUUUCUAUAGCCUUUGGAGGUCUCAUAGCCUUCUCCAGCUAUAACGGAGAGAAAAACAACUGCGAGAGGGAUGCUCUUGUUGUUGGGAUAAUAAAUAGCGCCACAUCUCUGUAUGCCUCCAUAUCCAUCUUCGCCAUCCUGGGAUUUAAAGCAACUACUGGCUUUAACAAGUGUCUACAAGAAAACAUCUUGGAUCUGACGAACUACUUUGAGUUAUCUGACCAGAAUAUAACAUUGGAGAACUACGACCACUGGUUUAAGUAUCUAAAUCAGACGUCUCCUGAUCAGGUGGCCAACUUGCAACUGAGGCCCUGUGACCUGCAAACAUUCCUUGACGAGAGCGCCUCAGGUACCGGCCUGGCUUUUAUUGUGUUCGCCGAAGCAGUUGUAGAGAUGCCAGGCUCGCAGAUUUGGGCCAUAUUGUUCUUCGUCAUGCUCUUCAGCUUGGGCCUCUCCUCCAUGUUUGGCAACCUCGAGGGAGUCCUCAAUCCCAUCCAUGACCUUAAUCUGGUACCAAAGUGGAUCCCGAAGCAACUUGUAACAGCCAUCACGUGCUUGGUAGCCUUCCUGACGGCUCUCAUCUUCACACUGGGCUCCGGGAACUACUGGGUGGAGGUGUUUAACACCUACGUGGGCUCCGUACCUCUGCUCAUCAUUGCAUUCUUUGAGUUAAUUGGAGUCAUUUAUGUCCGUGGAAUGAAAACUUUCAGUGAAGACAUCGAGUUCAUGACUGGGAAGAAGCCCAACAUCUUUUGGAAGGCCUGCUGGAUGGUGAUCAGUCCCGUAAUGCUACUGGGUGUGCUGAUUGCCUACGUGGCCACUCAGGCACAGAAGCAUCCCACCUAUUUAGCAUGGAACCCAGAAUAUGAACUAUUCCCUUCAACUGAAGUAAAGCCAUACCCAGACUGGGUGUUUGCCAUAAUCAUCCUCCUCUCUGUGCUGCCUGUGAUUUCCAUCCCUGUGGUGUUUGUCUACAAACUGAUCAGCCAUCUGCAAAAGAGGUCCUCCACACAAGCCGAACUAAGCCCCUACUUCAACAGCGGCUUUGAGGUGGAAACGCAAGAACAGCGGAAACAGGGAGCUUAGGAUACUGUUCGAGCAACAAAACUACUUCCUGAUGAUCACGUCUGGAUUUUGCCUCUAAAAUCACAGAAGAGCUGACAUAUAAUCACACGAGCCACUUUGAACUUUUUCUAUUAACUAAUGAUGCUGUUUAAAUUAACAGGAUUCUAUAAGGACAGACAUGACAUACUACAAAUCACAGUUGUCAACUCCAAAACAAAACCGGAUUUAUUGAACAUCCAUAUUCCUUACUUUGUUAUUCACAUGAUACACAUUACACAGUAAAUUUACAUGAGCUGGAUAACAUUCAGUGUAACACAUCAAACUGAAACACAAAAUAUCGUCUUUUAUUCCGCAUUUACAACGCCUUCCAUUUGAACACAAACACUGCAGCGUAAAGAGCUGCCUCAACACCACAUUGUGCAAAACUUAUUUAACUCCCUGUAAUGGCUGACAGGUUUUCUGUGGGUUGAUUUUCAUUUCAAUUAUUUUGCAAAGUCAUGUCAUGUGUUUUUCCGUGGAAAACUACCGCAAAGUAUAAAUCAAAGUCCAGAGAGAGAAACAGCUCAGAGUUGAGACCAGGACUGCUACGGUAGCUCGAGAAAUUUGAAUCAUCCAUUUAUAUUGUUGUGGAGGUUAUUGUUCAGUUGGGUGCGUUUAUGACUUUACUUUAUCAUUUAAGUGUUUGAUAUAACGUGACUAAGAGCUGUUUUCGCUCUCUGUUGCCAGCCACUGUAACAGAUAUAUCAUAUUUGUUUUGGCACGACGACAGGUCAGAUAAUCCGAAUGACUGAUUUCAAGCCUUGAAACCUGAGGAUGAGACAAGCAAAGUAAAAAUUUUUUUUUAUAAAUAAGGUUGUAAAUAGAUAAA